AUGGUCCCCUCCAUGCUCAUCACCAAGCUAGGGACCCUGGGACGGAACUCCUCCCACUGCAAAUGGAUCCUGGACUUCCUGUCGGGCCGGCCCCAGGAGUCACAGCACCAGUGUCUCCCCGCCCCCCCAGUCACAGCACCAGUGUCUCCCCCCAGUCACAGCACCAGUGUCUCCCCCAGUCACAGCACCAGUGUCCCCACCCAGUCACAGCACCAGUGUCCCCCCAGUCACAGCACCAGUGUCCCCCCAGUCUCCCCCAGUCACAGCACCAGUGUCUCCCCCAGUCACAGCACCAGUGUCUCCCCCCGCACAGCACCAGUGUCUCCCCCGUCACAGCACCAGUGUCUCCCCCAGUCACAGCACCAGUGUCUCCCCCCCAGUCACAGCACCAGUGUCUCCCCCCCCCAGUCACAGCACCAGUGUCCCCCCAGUCACAGCACCAUCUCCAACCAGCUCCACACCACCAGCUCCACACCACCAGUCUCCCACCAGUUCCACACCACCAGCCUCACACCAGCUGCACACCACCAGCUCCACACCACCAGUCUCCCACCAGCUCCACACCACCAGUCUCCCACCAGCUCCACACCACCAGCUCCACACCACCAGUCUCCCACCAGCUACACUCCACCAGUCUCCCACCAGCUCCACACCACUAGUCUCCCACCAGCUCCACACCACCAGUCUCCCACCAGUUCCACACCACCAGCCUCACACCAGCUACACUCCACCAUCUCCCACCAGCUCCACACCACCAGUCUCCCACCAGCUCUACACCCCCAGCUCCACACCACCAGUCUCCAACCAGCUCCACACCAUCAGCUCCACACCACCAGUCUCCCACCAGCUCCACACCACCAGUCUCCCACCAGCUCCACACCACCAGCCUCCCACCAGCUCCACACCACCAGCUCCACACCACUAGUCUCCCACCAGCUCCACACCACUAGUCUACCACCAGUUCAACACCACCAGUCUCCCACCAGCUCCACACCACCAGCCUCCCACCAGCUCCACACCACCAGUCUCCCACCAGCUCCACACCACCAGUCUCCCACCAGCUCCACACCACCAGCCUCCCACCAGCUCCACACCACCAGUCUCCCACCAGCUCCACACCACCAGUCUCCCACCAGCUACACUCCACCAGUCUCCCACCAGCUCCACACCACCAGUCUCCCACCAGCUCCACACCACCAGCUCCACACCACCAUCUCCCACCAGCUCUACACCCCCAGCUCCACACCACCAGUCUCCAACCAGCUCCACACCACCAGCUCCACACCACCAGUCUCCCACCAGCUCCACACCACCAGUCUCCCACCAGCUCCACACCACCAGUCUCCCACCAGCUCCACACCACCAGUCUCCCACCAGCUCCACACCACCAGCCUCCCACCAGCUCCACACCACCAGCUCCACACCACCAGUCUCCCACCAGCUCCACACCACCAGCCUCCCACCAGCUCCACACCACCAGUCUCCCACCAGCUCCACACCACCAGCUCCACACCACCAGCCUCCCAAUCACUCUUUAUCCUCCAAGUAGCAUUAACCUCUGAGGUGUCAGAUGUAUGGACACGCUUUCACAUGACGGAGACUUUGCCAGCCCUUCCUUUCUCCUGGGCCCCUCUCUUAAGCCUGCAUGGGACUCUGUCUGCUCUGUCUGCAGAGCAAGAAGUUGAGUCUUACAAAACAGAAGCCUUCUACCCGUCCGACCACCACCUAAAAGCCUCCUACCCGUCCAACCACCACCUAAAAGCCUCCUACCCGUCCAACCACCACCUAAAAGCCUCCUACCCGUCCAACCACCACCUAAAAGCCUCCUACCCGUCCAACCACCACCUAAAAGCCUCCUACCCGUCCAACCACCACCUAAAAGCCUCCUACCCGUCCAACCACCACCUAAAAGCCUCCUACCCGUCCGACCACCACCUAAAAGAGUGUUCAGUGGAUCACCUGACCCCCGACAGUAAAGCUGUUUAA
This is a messenger RNA of Coregonus clupeaformis (lake whitefish), 1986 nucleotides long. Its product is annotated as extensin-3-like. The transcript is spliced from 6 exons. The record is from RefSeq and is a predicted model, not a curated record. NCBI's taxonomy places the organism in Eukaryota, Metazoa, Chordata, Actinopteri, Salmoniformes, Salmonidae. The coding region runs from base 1 to 1986 and encodes 661 amino acids.